Messenger RNA from Saccharomyces mikatae IFO 1815, 1788 nucleotides. RefSeq names its product mRNA (N6-adenosine)-methyltransferase (gene IME4). Gene Ontology annotation, cellular component: RNA N6-methyladenosine methyltransferase complex; nucleus. The coding region runs from base 1 to 1788 and encodes 595 amino acids. The record is from RefSeq and is a predicted model, not a curated record. Lineage: Eukaryota; Fungi; Ascomycota; Saccharomycetes; Saccharomycetales; Saccharomycetaceae. Gene Ontology annotation, molecular function: mRNA m(6)A methyltransferase activity. The transcript has a single exon.
AUGAUUAACGAUAAAUUAGUAUACUUUCUGAUCCAGAAUUAUGACGACAUUUUAAGAGCACCGCUCUCUGGACAGCUCAAAGAUGUUUAUUCAUUGUAUGUUAGUGGCGGUUAUAAUGAUUGCGUGGAAGACUUGAGUGACGGUAAGAGUGACCUUUUACAGUUCGAACAAUUUUGGAAUGAUAUUGAGGAUAUUGUAUUUGCAACUCCGGAGUCUAUUCAAUUCGACCAAAAUCUACUAGUGGCAGAAAGACCCGAAAAAAUUGUUUACCUAGAUGUUUUCUCCUUAAAAAUCCUCUAUAAUAAGCUUCAUCCGUUCCACUAUGCAUUUAAAUUGCCCCGUUCUUCGUUUAAUGAUGACGUAUCGAGUUUAACAACAUCGGAGACUGAUCUGAAAGAAAAUCAACUGUUGUCUAGAUUGUUGGACGUGCUAAAUUGGGAUGCUAAUGCAAGUAGCCAAGGAUUACCACGUGAACAAUUAAGCAAUCGCUUACAAAAUUUACUACGGGAGAAACCAUCAUCUUUUCAACUUGCUAAAGAAAGAGCCAAAUAUACGACUAAGGUUAUUGAGUAUAUUCCCACAUGUAGUGACUAUUCACAUGCAUCUCUAUUGUCGACUUCAGUGUACAUUGUUAAUAACAAAAUUGUUUCUUUACAAUGGUCGAAAAUAUCAGCAUGCCAAGAGAACCAUCCAGGAUUAAUAGACUGUAUUCAAUCAAAAAUUCAUUUCAUUCCCAAUAUAAAACCACAAACAGAUACUUCCUUAGGGGAUUGUUCCUAUUUGGAUACAUGCCACAAAUUAAAUAGCUGUCGAUACGUUCAUUAUUUGCAAUAUAUCCCUUCAUGUUUACAAGAGCGAGCUGACCAUGAGACUGCAAAAGAGAAUAAGAAAAUAGAGUCUAACGUUUCCAUUCCAUUUUAUACUCUGGGUAAUUGCUCCGCACAUUCCAUCAAAAAGGCUUUGCCUGCACAAUGGAUUCGUUGCGAUGUACGGAAAUUCGAUUUCAAAAUUUUGGGAAAGUUUUCGGUAGUUAUUGCAGACCCUGCAUGGAACAUACAUAUGAACUUACCAUACGGUACUUGCAACGAUAUUGAACUGUUAGGUUUACCCUUGCACGAACUACAAGAUGAAGGAAUUAUUUUUCUUUGGGUAACGGGAAGGGCUAUUGAACUAGGAAAAGAAUCUUUGAAUAACUGGGGGUACAAUGUAAUAAACGAAGUUUCUUGGAUAAAAACUAAUCAAUUGGGUAGGACAAUUGUUACAGGUCGAACGGGACAUUGGCUAAAUCAUUCUAAGGAGCAUUUAUUGGUAGGCUUGAAGGGAAAUCCAAAAUGGAUCAACAAGCAUAUUGACAUUGAUCUAAUCGUAUCAAUGACUAGAGAGACUAGUAGGAAGCCUGAUGAACUAUACGGUAUAGCCGAAAGGUUGGCGGGAACACAUGCGAGAAAACUGGAGAUAUUUGGAAGAGAUCACAAUACCAGGCCAGGCUGGUUCACUAUCGGGAAUCAACUCACAGGAAAUUGCAUAUAUGAAAUGGAUGUUGAAAGAAAGUACCAGGAAUUUAUGAAAUAUAGAACCGGAAACAGCAACACCGGUAAUAAAAAAUUCGAUAAAAAGUCCAGCUCAAAUCCACAGCAGCACUAUUGGAAUAAUAUGAACAUGAACGGUGGUAAAUAUUAUAUGGAAACCAAGCAGGAUACCAUAAACAAAAAACAAAAUCUUCCAGAAUCCAAACAGCAACAGCAGCAGCAAUUCCAAUCAUUAAAUAAUCUAUAUUUUGCUCAGUAA